UUGUAUGCCAAAUCGAGGCGGCAACGCCAGGCCGCUCAGGCACUCACACACUCACGCACACACAAAACAUACACGCCGAUCAAUCGGUGCAAGAGCGCUGUAUUUAUAAUUUUAUUUUUAUUUGCAAGCGGCCGGCAUUGAUGAAAUAGAGAUGGAGUGGCACGAAGUGGAGUUGGACGGUAGCCGCACGAUUGCGUUCCCGGAGCGCAUAGUACCCGGAUUUGGCCGGGAGCCGUCGGCACAUUUGGACGCCGCCGAAUACCUGGGCGGCAUCAUACGCGACGGGCAAUGGGGCUGGGUGACCUGGCGGUAUGGAAGCGAUGCCACUUUGCUGGUCUGCAGCAUGUCCACCGGCGAUUACCUUUCUUGGCACUGCUUCUGGAGCGAAUCCGAUGAUCUGGGGCCGCGCAAAAGCAUUCGCUGCGUGGAGGAGCUCUUCCCCGGCGAACACGAACGCCCCGCUAUGCUAGCCAUCUGCCUGGAGUCAUGGAACAGCGGCGAUCAGAGACCCAUCGACUGCCCGUUGAGCACGCAGGUGCUCAUCUAUGCCAUUCGCAACAGUCAGGUGCUCCGCCGCUUCGACCUUCACGGUAUAACGUGCAGCGCGCUGACGUUCCUCGAUAAAAGAAUCUAUGGACUCACGCGACUGAGACGGUUUAAAGGCUGUCUGGCCGUGGCCACCGAGGAAGGCACUGUGCUGUUGGUUGAUCUGAACAGCGACAGCCUGCAGGCGAGUACCCAAAGGCGCAGCCUUUGCUCCCCCAGUUCCAAAGAUGAGCCGUCGGACGGGAACCUAUACUUUGUAUCCUCCGAGGAGUCCAAGAGGCAACUCAGCUCCAAGCUGACCCAUUGUCGCUCCAAAGGGGCUCACUUGGCUGUGCGGAUGGACGUGGCAUCCAUUGGAAUCAGUUGCCUUAUGGGCAUUAGCAUGGCGCCCGGCUAUGCUGCUGGUCUAGAAGACGGCCGAAUCCUGAUCUACGACCUAAUCAACUUCGACGUGACCACUGAUCUGAAUUCGCCAGUAAAAAGGAAAGGGGUCAAUAGAGCAGUGAAGCGAAUGUGCCUCAUUAUGCCACCGGAUGACCCCAAACCCUGUUUCUACAUCUGUGCAUUGUACCAAAAUAUCGACGUCCUGCAAAUGAUGCUGCACUCGGUCUGCUACAGGGGCUCGUACCGGGACCGGGAAACCCACACGAUCCGUUUUAAGGACUACCGUUCUAGAACCGUGCGCAACCGCCAAAUCUUGGACGGAGGCAUCUGCUCCGUGAUCGGCUGCGCCACGGCGUCUACUUUCAGUUUUGCCGGCGACAACGGAACGCUGCUGAUUGUCAUCUCGUGGCACUCAAGUGCAGAUAAAAAGAACAAGCUAGUCCUGUUCGACAUUAAUCAGUGGUACAAGGAUGAGAUGCCCACAUCCGUUCACAAAAACGAAGUUCCUAAUUACAUGUCCGGCUACAUACUCAGUGGUCUACAGACGGGACUGGCAUUGGAUUUGCGUUCCACCACCAUAUUGCACUUUGUCUCACUGCAGCGCUACGAUGAGCACUUUUAUCCCAACUCACUAACCUUUGAUUGCUCACUGUUAACUCCAACUGGCAAACGGUACUACGCCCAGGACGGAGUGCAGCAUCGGUUUCUGAACGCACUUCGCUGUGAUCGUGCCACGCUCUUUUUGCGUCCUCAGAUCUACCACGAGGACAUCGUUCGCCUGCGUCUCCUGCCACAAUUUUGUGAGCUUAACCCUAACGCCACAUUCUCUAAGAUUGCCAUGUACGAGUUGAUACUGUCGGUGGCCCUGGAGCACAACUGCGGAGCUUUGCUUAACGACUGCGCACGGAGUUGGAUGGAUGGCAGCUUCUUGUGCAACAUGAUUGAUAACACGCAACUCUCCUUGUCCACGCUGACCAACUGGAUCUUGAAGCGCGCCGGACAGAUCAAGACGAGGUGCUCGGAACUUUGCCAUGGCAUCUUUGAUUACGGCGGCUAUCCACUGGACCAGCGGGAACGGCGCGAGUUUCAAGUGCUAUCCGGUCAGCUGCGUGAAUUGGUACGAUUGCAGUCCUACAUUGUCGAGCAGGGACGGCGCAGGCUAACCUCCUCAAUUUUGGACGAUUGCCGUGCCAACGAGAGGGCGCUGAAAACGGUUCUCGAGUACCAAAGAGUGCUGCUUUGGUUUAUCGAUCACGGCCUCCUGCCGGAGGGUCAGCACAUGGAUAAUCUGGUACCCGGCGAGCAGGCCUUCGUUCGCCUGCAACACGAGUACUCGGAAAAACGAGCGCAGGGAAAGAUCCUCUACAUUGAUUCUCUGGGAAAACGCGCCUCCUUUCCGGAACCCUAUCCGCCGGACUCGCUGCAUGCGUAUAUACACUUGAUGCUCAGUCCCGACAUAGAACUCUGUCACAAACAUGCUCUUAUCCUCUACCUGCUGAUGGACCUGAACCAACAGCUGGUCGGGCGCUUUCAGAUUGCCUUUCAGCUGGACAAAGAUCUGGCCACGUCAUUGCGCUGCUUCUGGUACUUGGACCACGGCGAUUACGAGCGAGGCGUAGAGGAGCUAUACAAGGAGCCUGCCCCCGCUAAGAACUUGAAAUCGUGGCAGAUGCGGCUGUUAAUAGAUAAACUGCUGGCUGAAGGUGCCGUCAAGGCAGCCAAGAAGGUGGUCAGUCGACCACCCGGUCCAUUGUCCUCGGCGCUGCACAUGAAAGUGCUCCUAGCCAACGAAAACAUAACGGAAGCAUUCCAAAUCGCUCGCCUCGACGACGACGAGGAUGGACAGCCGCUGCUGGAGCGCUUCUUCCGCCACUGCAUUGAAAUCAGACGCUUCAAAGUUUUGGCCGAGCUGUACCUGCGAGAGCCAGAGGAACGGCUGUUGUACAGUCUACUGCGCCAGUGCAGAUCGCGUCAGACGGAUUGCGUGCAAUUGAUAAUGCUGCUUCAAAAGAGCAAGUUCAUCGAGGCCGUGUCCUUUAUGGAUGAGGUGGCCGCCGAGCGGGAGCGAGAUGAAUCAUCCAAUACAAUACUCCCAGCAUACAGCGCUACAAUGGGACCAGUUACACAGAACAUCGCCGGCACGUAUCUUCGCAUCAGAGACACCUUGGAGCCCUACCAAAAGACCGGUCCCUUGGAGCCAUUCAGCUGCCAGCUGGUCAAACAGAACGCCAGCGGCCAAUUGGGCGGCAUCUUUCAGAGUUCUGCCGUCAGUGCCCACUGGGCAACGCAAUGCGAGUCCCCUCCAAAGAUGACUCCCGUUUCGAUCCAAUCAAAAAUAGGCUACACCAAUGUGCCAUUCCUGCGGCACGCGCAAUACGGACAUUCGGAGCUUCCACUUCCUCGGCGCAUAGUAAAGCCGGUACCACACCAGGUGGUGGAGAAACGACAGCGGGAGCUAGAGGAUCAGCGUACCAAUCUACAGGACCAGAGGCAGCUAGGCACGGAGCGUCCCAAUAAGCGUCCUUGUCUGAUGGUUGAACGAAUGGUGGAGGAUGUUAAAGACUAUGUGAGAUCCAUUCGAGAAAAAAGUUCGAACCAAAUGGAGCAGGAAGAGGUCAAGCAAAACGAGGCGACCAAUCUAUUGCAGCCGCCAAAUUUCCUCCAGGCGCGACAGUCGACGACGAUACGCCAGAGCAGCAGUUCGCCACAGCCGAUUCCACCGAUCCUGAAGGGAAGCGGGGCCGUGGAUGCCGUUAAGAGAGCUCCGCCGGUGGCUACAUUCACAGCGCUGGCGGGGCCAAAAAGAUUUCGCUUUGUGCCGCCCAUUCCUCUGCGAACUGAUAAAUCUGAUAAAUCGACGGAGAUGGGCAGCGAAGGUGCGGCUGAGGGUGAGGAGGAAACUGACGAGAUCAUUGUGGAGAUCGAGUCAAGAAGCGAACCAAGGAGCGCCUGCAGCUAUGAGUCCGACGAGGAGGAUGAGUUCCUCUCGCCUUUAGUAUCGGCCAAUGUGUCUUUGGUGGAUCCGGUACCAUCGCGGAAUUCUCCUCAUUAUUUCGCCCCACCAGCAGGACCACAGCCCCGAAACUCAUUGCUACAUGGGGGAAAUGGAAGCGGUAGCAAGAUUGGUACUGCAACAGGGAGCGAGAGUAGUAGUGGAUUCGGUAGCUUCAGCACUGUCCAGCCGGCUCAGACGUCAUCACAUUCCCAGUUUGUGCCCACCGUCUGCUCGUCCAAGAUGGGCGAGACGCAGUCACAGGUCUUCUCCAGCGGCAGCUGUGGGAUUAAGAUUUCCGAGCGCACUACCAUCUGUGGCGAAAUGGAAUCCACCGAUCUUGGUGCAGAAUUGACGGCCGCACCCAGCGCACAGUGGUCUCUGCCAUCAGCAAGGCCGGCUAUACAGGGGCACCACCAGAUGAUGGACACCACGCUGGGAAUGUCCACUUACGAUGUGGCGUCACUUGAGCAGCAAGAUACUCAGGAUGUGGAGAACGAAGAGGAACUGAAGCUGGGUGACACAAAAUCGCUUGAGGAGCAACAGAAUCCACAGGACGAGCAGAAGCCGGAGCAAGAGCAGGAUCAGGAUGAGGAUCAGGCGCAGGAGCCUUUGGCGACCGGUGGUCAGCUGGCGUUCCUAAGCAACUCAGAAGGAACGGCCCAGGAGCCCCUCUCCUCGCCCAUCUACAGCCUCAGUAGCGAAGACUCGAACGUGUCCUCGGCCGGCAUUCGGAAUCCCAUGCUGCCAACACUGCACACCGAUGACCCAAUGUACUCCAUCGUUGUUGAGUCGCCGGGCUCCAUAACCACAUCCCGAUCGGUUACGCACACGCCCACCUCAUUCCUGCCCAGCGACACGAACGUAUCACAGACAUCUAGUCCGCAGGCACCUCAUGGCGAGGAUGGAGAUGGCACGCCGAUCUCAUUGUACCGCGCCAAUAGUCUGGAAACGGUUGACGACCUGGACACCACCAAGGGCUCGCUGGAGGAAGAGGAGGAGUACGACGAUGAUGAUUGCGUCAUAGCGCUGGAUGGAACAGAAGUGCGCGGCUAUGUCGCCCGACCCCAGCAAUCGGCGGCCUCCAGCAGUGCGGAGCUGUUCGCCUUCAAGGACGAAUGUCAGGAGGAGGCGGCUGGUGUCCCCAGUCCAUUCCUUUCGCUGGGCGCCACGGUCAACAGCGACUCGGAUGUGGCCGACACCAUUGUCCUAGAUAGCGAUGAGGAGACGGCGAAGGAAAAGGAUACUCAGCCGGAGCAGCGAAAGGAUUGGCCAAUGGAGGAGGAGACCCCGAGCAACGAGUCAGUGGCCACAGUUGAGUUUAGCGAGCAAAAGCAGCCACGUGCCGAUAUGGAUAUCGGGAUGGAAGUGGAUGCGGUGCCGGACGUGCUGGAGGUGCUGGAGGUGCCGGAGAUGGAACCCUUGCCAGUACUUUCCGAUGUGGAUAUCGAGAUGGCGGUGGAUGAGGUGCCGAACGUGCUGGAGGUGCUGGAGGUGCCGGAGUUGGAACCCUUGCCAGCAGGGCAAGCAACGCAGUCUAGUGGUCUUGGGGAAAUUCCAGAAGAGGAUGUCGACGCAGAAGCCGAAGAGCAGGUCGUUGUGAAGGUCGAACAUGUGGCGGAUGAGCAGCCCAAAGAAGGAGACAAGACGGAGAGCAAGGAAGCUUCCGAGGAGGAAACCCAACAUAAUCCAGAACCACUAUUGCCCGAAGAGGAGGAUUCAAGACACAGCCUGAAGCUGAUUUUCUCCGGUGAUGAGGAUGAGGAGGAGCAAGAUGUGCCAACACGGGCGAUUCAUACAUUGCGACCGCGUCGCAGCUUCACGGAGCACCAGGACAGUCCGCGAACUCUGCGACCUCGUCGCGUCUCCCAGGAGCAUCGCGAUAGUCCGACUCCAGUCGCUGGUCGCACGAUGUCUUUGCGCAGCACCGACGCCCCAACUUUAUCGCCCGCAUCCAAUCCACCAGUCUCGACUCCCAAGCGUCGUGGGUUGCAGCACAAAUAUCUGCUGGAGGUGAUCGACGAGCAUAGUCCCUCGGACCUUUCGUUACCGCGCACCCGCUCGCGAACGCGCCUCAGCGUGGACUCGGAGGCAACGAGCUCCAGACCCGGCACGCCCACAAUGACCAAGGCACGCGGCAAGAGGGCCACCUCGCAGGCACCGCCGACGGCGAGUCCCUCUGUCCGGCGAUCAUUGCGCGGCCACAGCGAACCGCCCGCUGCGUUGAGUGCGCAGUUGGUGCGCAAACCGAAGACUGCUCGUGCGGGGGUCAGAUCGCGCAAGACGAGCUCAGGCGUCCAGUCACCAGUCGCCGUCUCUCCGACUCCGAUCGAUGCUCCCAUAGAUGUACCCGAUUCAACUGCACCAGAGGAGGAGCAGCCGCGUCUCCGUCGCACCGCUAGGCGACGCAUCUCGGAACUGAGCGAUCAGUCUGCGAAUGGCACAGGUGACCUUCGCUCGGAAGCCUCCAGUUCUAGGACCGGCUCUAAGUCCAACUCUGCCGCCAGCACGCAGAACCGGGAGCUACGUCCGCGCUUGCGUCGCACCUCCAAGUCGGAGCAUUAGUUAUGCACCCGGAUCACCGGAUCAGCAGACUCAGAAUCGGCUCGGAAGGCACUGUAUUUUUAUUUUUUACUUUGCUUACGUUUAAUAUUUUUAAUUUUAGUUUGGCAUUAGUUUGAGUGUUUAAAUAAAUUGAAGUUAAUGUGGAAUUGAUAGCAUCCACCC
Drosophila melanogaster (fruit fly) is the source of this 6649-nucleotide messenger RNA. RefSeq names its product elys (gene Elys). The record is from RefSeq and is marked reviewed. The coding region runs from base 152 to 6487 and encodes 2111 amino acids. The transcript has 7 exons. NCBI's taxonomy places the organism in Eukaryota, Metazoa, Arthropoda, Insecta, Diptera, Drosophilidae. Gene Ontology annotation, cellular component: nucleus; chromosome; nuclear pore.